GUUUCUCGCGUUACGUCAAUUAGAAUCUGGUGGCUGACAUAGGAACUCGCCGCGAAUAGGAACAAAUCAAGAUGGCCGCAACCAACUCGAGUUUACCCAGUGAAAAUCCAACGAAGAAGGAGGAUGAAUUUAACGAAUUUUAUUCGGAAGUCAAAGAAAUCGAAAAAAGGGAUUCCGUGUUAACUCCUAAACAGCAAAUCGACAGAUUACUGCGGCCUGGUUCUUCUUACUUUAAUUUAAAUCCGUUCGAAGUUUUACAAAUAGAUCCUAGUACUUCCAUAGAUGAAAUCAAAAAAAAAUAUCGACGUAUGUCCAUACUUGUACAUCCAGACAAGAACCAAGACGACGCUGAAAGAGCGCAACAAGCGUUUGAAAUUGUUAAUAAAGCAUGGAAGACGUUAGAAAACGAAGAGACGAGAGCAAAAUGUAUGGACGUUAUAGAAGAGGCAAAAGCUCGUACGGAUCACAUGAUUGCUGAGAAAAAGAAAAAAUUAAAAAAAGAAGGCAAGACUGACAAUUCGACAACUAAUAUGUUGGAGGAAGAAACCGAAGAAGGAUACAGGCAUGCUGUUUGGGUUAUGACAAUGAAAUUGUUUGCCGAUAUGGAAAGACGAAGAAGAGAACUAGCAACUAGAGAUGCCGAACAGCGAAAGAGAAAACGAGAAGAAGAAUUAUCUGCGGAAGCUCAAGCGGCCCUGGAACGUGAGUGGCAAAGAAAUUUCGAAGAAUCGAGACAAUCACGAGUCGAUAGCUGGAAAGCUUUUCAGUCUGGUUCUAACGCAACUAAACAAAAGAAAGCAAAGAAAUUAAAAGCCUUUAGGCCACCAAAAACGAAGGCCGAAUCACGAUAAUUAAUGGAACGUAUCGCCUCUACUUCAUCGGAUUUAGAACCGGUUUCAAAUCUCAUUUGCUCCAAUGUUAUUUCAUAGAAAUUUUCAGCAAGAACAAUUCUAGAUCAUAUUACUUAUAUACAUACACAUUGUGUGUCAUCUAAUGCGCGUGAACUUACAAAUGUCCAUAAAUAUUAUUAUCGUCGAUUUUCUCACUUUCAAUCCACUUAUAUAUUUAGAAAAAAAGUUGUUACUCUUAUUGAGAAUCAAAGUAAAAAAAGAAAAGAAGAGAAGAGGGAAAGGAAAAAAGAACAAAAAAGAAUAUUCGAGUGUUAGAAAUGUGCGGAGGUGAUAUCAAUAUGAGAGACAGAGGGUAAGAGAAAUAAGAAUAAUAUGAAAAUACGAAUAGUGCGAGCAUCUUUAUUGUAUACUAUGUAUGUAUCAUGAAUGAAUGUCACGCGUGCUUGUGUGUUGUGUGUGUGUGUUACACGUGGAUUUGCGUAAAUGUAUGCGUGAGAGAAUUGCAACGCUGCUUACAUGGCCCGAGUAAGUUGCAUCUCGAUCUUCCAUAUGGUGAUAAAAGCUUGUUGAAUUUUAAAUAUUAAAUUAAAAAUUCAAAUGGCCCAUCUAUAUCGAUCGAAAUUGAAUAAAAAGUAUUAGUAUUAUAAAAACAUUAAUUAAGCUUUCGAAAAACAUACCCGGAAUAUUUUUAUAUUAUUCCGACAUAAUUUAAAGUAUAAAUAUUAAAUAUUUAUACUUGUAAAAUGAUUACUUUUCAUGAUUGAUUAUCGACAUAUUUGAAAACAUUUUAUGUUAUUGAAAAUUGCAACGGAAUACGUAAGACUCAAUUUUUCAUACUGCCUAAGCUAUAAAAAAUAUACACAAGCAACAUACAUACAUAUAUACGUAUAUAUGUGUAUAUAUAUAUAUGUGUGUGUAUAUAUAUAUAUAUAUAAGCUCAAAUUUUACAAUAUCCGAAAGUGCCAUACAUAUAAUAUCGUAUGCUACGUAUUUACAUAAACUUAUCGUAUUUCUCUGCGUUAAAAAAAAAAUAAUAAUAAUAAUUACAAACAACAUACCUGCUAUUUUAAUUAUUUAGCAAUUAGACAAUUGUAUAAUGUUGUUUGUUUAAUGAUCCUUUAAACACGGACUAUAGUACAAAGGACCGUAUCGCACCAUGAACUACGCGGGCCAUGUAAUCGUGACAUCUAAUGUAUCAAUGCAUCAUUUGGCGCAUAAUGCAUAUAUUUUUACGUGCACUUGGUCCAAACAUAAUUCAUAAGAUUAUUAUAAAUAUGAUGAAUUUAUAAAAAAAAAAAAAAAAAAAAAAAAGGAAAAAAAAAGAAACGAAAAAAGAACAAAUUUUAACAUUGUAUCUUGUUUUAAACGUACCUUUAAUAACGUGCGAUAUAAAAAAGGUUCAUAUAUGUGAAAUGAAAGGAGAGAAAAAAAAAAACAAAGAUUUUAUCUCAAGCGAUAAGAAAAAGAAAAAAGGACAUAUGUCUUUGCUAUGCAUCGAUUCUUCUAAAAAUAAAGCGAUUGCUGAAUAAUUAAGCGGAAGAAAAAGAAAAAAAGAAAAAUAAUAAUGUAACUCAACAGAGAAGGAACAAAAUAUUUUAAUUUUGUUUUCUCUAACACAUUUAUAGAAGGAAGAAUAUUUUAAAUGUGCCAGAGAAAAAGAAUUUUUUUUAAUCGUUACUUGUAAAAAAUUUCUCUCGCAAAUCUAGUAAUUCUCCCUCGAUUUACGAUUAUUGCACAAAUAAAUUUUCAAUUCGAAUCAAUGAAUUGUAUCUAUAUAUAAAUAUAUAUAUAUAUAUAUAUAUAUAUAUAUAUAUAUAUAUAUAUAUAAAUCAACGUGUAUAUAAAACAUUGUCGACAAGUCUUGCAACGUCUCAUUCGUGAAUACGUUUCAACUAGUAUUAUUUUAUAAUUAUUCAUACGAAAUAUAUUCAUUGUUAUCGCAUUGUUUUCUCGUAUGGCGUCUGGAUGGAAUGCAACGCAUAAUUAAUGAUGUAACUACUAUAAUAUCUUUACGAGUCCAUCGAACUUUAAUUAUUCUCUAUUUUCUUUUGUUUGUUUGUUUGUUUGUUUGUUUGUUUUAUCUUCUUUGUAAUUUACGUUCGAUCGAAUUAAUUUGAGAUUAAUUAUAUCAGAUAUAGUAUUAUUAUUACAAUGCGGGUUGCAACGUUUUGAAGAGUAGCUCGAUUGAAAAAAAAAAAAAAAAAAAAAGAAAGAAAGAAAGAAAGAAGAAGAGAGAAAGAAGAACGAAGAAACAAAAAGAAAAACUAGCACGUCUCACGAGGAAGCAUUAUUAUAUUAUUUACUGUAUCCGGAGGUUCUUAUGUGCAGCAGCACGGUCUAGUUAAAUGCAUUUCACGUGAGUACACAUUACCAUCCGGAGUUGGGCACGUGAUCCGAGUGCGAAAGGAAAAACCAACGGGGCAAUAUACGCACCUGCAUUUCUACUUUUUA
Messenger RNA from Vespula pensylvanica (western yellowjacket), 3302 nucleotides. Its product is annotated as dnaJ homolog subfamily C member 8. The transcript has 6 exons. Bases 72 to 851 code for a protein of 259 amino acids. Gene Ontology annotation, cellular component: nucleus. Lineage: Eukaryota; Metazoa; Arthropoda; Insecta; Hymenoptera; Vespidae. The record is from RefSeq and is a predicted model, not a curated record.